Parascedosporium putredinis is the source of this 1665-nucleotide messenger RNA. NCBI's taxonomy places the organism in Eukaryota, Fungi, Ascomycota, Sordariomycetes, Microascales, Microascaceae. The record is from the annotation of a GenBank genome assembly.
AUGCGCCUCAACAUUGCAUAUUUGGACAACGGCCAUCGGAAGAGCAGGGUAGAUAUUGAUUUUCUGGACAGAUCCGUGAGCCAGUUUCUCCCCUCCAAGUCUGAUGCAAUAAAAGGCACAUUCCCCAUCAACGGAAACGCGACGAACAAGACACCGGUUCGGAAGCAUGUGCCCAGGAGGAUCGAUAACAACGUCCCGAAGAAGCCUGUAGAAGCCGACCAAAGCACCGAAGCCGAUGGAGUCGACCCGGCGCCGCCACCACUGGUCCCGAGGCUCAACGAGCCCGAACUCCGGAUCCCUCCUACCAACGACUCUCGCCCUCCGUCCCGCCCAGGGUCAAGUCACCAGCGUAUGACCAACUGGCUGAAGCGGGAAUCUAUUGGUGGUUCACUACCGGUGAGGAAACAGCGUCCGGGGUCUGUUCUUUCGACACAACGGUCGGUCCCAGAGAGGCUGAACUCACCCGAUGACAUUGUCUCGUUUGAGCCCAGCCCUGCGGUCAAACCACCCCUGGUUUCGCGCCCUAGCCAUCAGCGACAUGCAUCUCUAUACAGCUCCAUUACCUCUACGACGACGGGUUCAAAGGGUGGGUUCGUCGAUAUCCUCGAUGCGCACUCCGAAAUCAAGCCCGCCAACUUCCGAAACCGAAUCCAAGCCACCGGCGCCAGAGACUAUGGGGAGGAUGUUGCCGACCGGAACAUCGCGCUGAACGUACCCGAGGUGCCACCCUCGAUAUCUUCAACAAGACGUGCCUCCUCGUACUCCACAUCCACUUUUACUACUGAGGCCCCGCUUCACCUGCGCCGGCUUCCCAUGUCGCCCGACGUGUCUCGGAAUCUAUAUCAGGGAAAUUACCACCAACACUAUGCGGCAUCUGAUGCUGAUGAAAUGGAGAGGACCAACUCAAUGGUGUCUUCGCCCCGACCGGCUAUGCGUCUCUGUACCCCUCCUAUUCGAAGCAUGCCCAGGCGGUCCAGUGUCACCUCAUUGACGAACGACGCCUACGAUCAGCGGCCACCGUCCCGGGACACUUCGGAGUGGGGGCGAAUCGAUGUGGAGUCCAAUGCCGAUGCUAUGGCAUCACCGGCACCGUCACCACACGUUCGACGCGGAGACCGAGGCCGCUCGGAUACCGACUCCCUCUACGACUAUGAGCGGACUCGUAGCCUUGCUUCCCUCAAGAAUCGAGCUGGGUGCACGACAUCGUCUUAUUGCGCCUAUCCCGAGAGCGGCUACCACACACCCUUGACGUCUUCGGCGGCAACCAUUGUGAAGGAUAGUUCUUUCAACAUGGAUGAUUACCUCUCUUCAGAGGACGAACUGGACGGCGAGUCGAUUCUCCCGUAUAGCAACCCAGCGUCGCUCUAUCGCGAUCCGAUCCAGCGCACGUACGGCGUUGAGACAGAUGAUGACGAGGACCUGAGGUCUUUCGAAAAGGAUACCCACUCGAUUGGCGAUAUCACGGCACGGGUAAAAGCCAUGAGGGCGGCGCUGUACGAGGCCAUCGCUGAGGAGAAGGCUGGCAAGGUUGAUGUCAAGAUGGCCGUCCGAAUGAGGAAAGAAGCCAAGGCCAAGAAGAGAGCGUCAACCAUGUCCCUCACACGUCGGAGCAAGGCGCCAUCUGGAGUGGAAGUCGAUGACGGCCACCACGCCGAUGUGGAGUGA